Messenger RNA from Lolium rigidum, 1214 nucleotides. RefSeq names its product vacuolar protein-sorting-associated protein 37 homolog 1-like. Gene Ontology annotation, cellular component: ESCRT I complex. Gene Ontology annotation, biological process: ubiquitin-dependent protein catabolic process via the multivesicular body sorting pathway; protein targeting to membrane; protein targeting to vacuole. Lineage: Eukaryota; Viridiplantae; Streptophyta; Magnoliopsida; Poales; Poaceae. The coding region runs from base 285 to 986 and encodes 233 amino acids. The transcript has 9 exons. The record is from RefSeq and is a predicted model, not a curated record.
AGAAAACCAGGCGGUUCGCAGUAACCCAAUCAAUCGACCCACGAAUCAGAAACCCAGCCCCCUUCUUCCUCCAUCGGUUACUCGCACGCGAAGCAAGCAAGCGCACCCACGCACGCGGACGCCGGCCGGCGACGUUCUGCGCGUUCAAUUUCCGGGGACGAAGCCAGGGCUCGUCGUCGCCGCUUCAUUACGCGUCGGGCAGUGGAGGCACCCUCGAUUCGUCGCCCCGACCAACCGCUCGCUCCCGACAACUCCUCCCGCCACCACCAGAUUGCUUUUGCGCAAUGAGCUGGAGAAUUCCUUUUAUCGGCUCUCAGCAGCAGCAGCAGCCUGAACCUAAUUUCCAGGACAUAUCUACGCAAUCUUGGUACCCUCCCUCGGUGGUAGGUUCAUCUUCACAUCCAUCCACGCCCACCUCAUCCAGUGCUAGUACACAUCAAAGAGCUUCAGAUCAUCCUCAGUCUUCAUCACGUGGCCAACCAUCUCCAGCUGAGGCUGCAGGAAUAAUUGCUCGUCUGAAGGACAAGAGUGUUGAUGAAUUGCAAAGGCUGUUAAAAGACAAAGAGGCAUAUAAUGCCUUUUUCAAUUCUCUCGAUCAAGUGAAAACCCAAAACAAUUUACGUGACGAGCUUAGGAGGGAGACACUGCAGCUUGCAAGAGAAAAUUUGGAAAGGGAGCAACGGAUUUCAGAGCUCAGGAAUCAGUGCACUAUUAUAAGAACUACAGAACUAGCAACUGCUGAGGACAGGUUGGCUGACUUGGAAAGGCAGAAGGACGAGAUUAUGAGGUCCUACUCUCCUGCUGCACUGCUCGCCAAGCUGCAAAGCACAAUGGCUAAGUUGGACGAGGAGUCGGAGGAGCUGCACCAGAAGUUCCUGGAGAAGGACAUCGAUCUGACCACCUUCGUGCAGAAGUACAAGAAACUCCGAGCUGCGCACCACAAGUACUUGUUGCUCCACCUCGCCGGCAAGACCUCGCUCCGCUGAUUUAUCUAUCCAUCUUCCGUCGUGGAUCUCUCUGCUCUGUUGUAUCCCGUUUCUGGUGGUGUCUGCCCGCUUGCCCCUGUUUUUAACCGUAGACACCAGACUGAGGUCGCGUGUAUAGUUAUGGUCGACUUCAUGAGCAUUUUAAGUAUUGCUGAAUUGUUGAUGUCGAAUGCAGAAUAUGACCAGGGUCUUGGAAACAAGGAAACAUGCUGAGUCUUUCUUUUAUAA